Pseudonaja textilis is the source of this 1512-nucleotide messenger RNA. NCBI's taxonomy places the organism in Eukaryota, Metazoa, Chordata, Lepidosauria, Squamata, Elapidae. The record is from RefSeq and is a predicted model, not a curated record.
UCAGCUUAGAGCCAUUAAUUUGCUCUAAGAAUAGUAAGAGGAGAGGGGAAAAAAAGCCGCACGAAGGAAGCAGAGCUUGCUCGCCCUCCUCCCUUCCCUGCAGUGUGAGUUUGUCCCUUCCUGCUGAGCUGCACACCUGGUGUAUUAUUUAACAGAGAAGGCUGGAGCGGAGCAUAUGCAAAAAUAGAAAAGGGACAGAUGGAAGGCAGAGUACCGGACUUGCUGGAUCGCAGCCAAACGGAGCUGCGCAAGGGAGACCAAAGUGCGUUUGGGCCGCCAUUAAGAGGCACACCAGCUUAGAAAAGUCCCCGCCAGUUCGUUUUAGAUGCCUCCCUCAAAUUUAUUACGUUUCACUGCCUCUUUGAUCCAUCGGAGAACUUUCCCUUGGACAUCGAGGCUUGGAGACAGACAUCUCUUAAUGCGCCAGUGCCUUGGAGUGCCGUACAUCCUUGGAGUAGGGAAGAAGAGCUGCAGCGAGCUGCUUCCUCUCAAUGAAGCCGACUUGGAAGAACAGUUUGUCCGGGGUUUUGGGCCUGGAGGCCAGGCUACAAACAAAACCAACAACUGUGUGGUUCUCAAGCAUCUCCCUUCGGGGAUUGUCAUCAAGUGCCAUCAGACUCGAUCCCUCGAGACCAACCGCUCAAAAGCCAGGGAGAUCCUUCAGGAGAAAGUGGACAUCUUCUACAAGGGCCAGUCCAGCGUGGUGCUCCAGGAGAAACAGGAGUUGCAGAAAAAAAAGGAAGAGAAGAGACGACAAGCCAAAAAAAACCUGGAAAGGAAGCGGCACUUGAAAGAAAUGCAUGCCCUGGAGGACAAAUAGGAGCAUAAAGAGAGUUUCGGCUGACGUUAUUUUUAAAAAACGGGACCUACUCUAAUCAAUGCAUUUUUUUUUAAACUCUGCAAUUCAGCAGAAAACAAUACAGUCCAAUCGGUGCUUGAAUUAUUAGCAUGAUGGCAUCAUUUCCACCACCACCCUCUCCAUUUCACUGAGGGCAGGAGAGAUCCUUGCAGGUGGCAAGGAACCUACCCCAUUUUCCAGGGCCUAGAUCACAGCAUUUUGGGGGGGGGGGGAGAGGGGUCACGUAAUUUAUUUCUUCUCUUUGCAUAUUUGCCAGAACUUUUACAAGAACGAAGUCCAGCUUCUUUGCUGUCAUUUGGUAGCGUGCAAAAAUUGCUGUAGCAUUUCGGUCGCGCCGCGCUGUUAAACCCAGUUGUCCCAAGGUGACGCGUUCCGUCGGUAUCAAAGCCACGAAGAAAGUUUUUAAAUCAGGAUAAGAUGGAUCCCUUUCCUGGAGUCCAUCAACGCUUCUGGAUGUAUGUUUGCUUUCAUUUCCUUAAAUCUUUUCUAUCUCCUCUACUUGUCCUCUUUUAAUAAUUUUAAUUACUUGUCCAGCUCACUCCCCACUCCCCCAUGGCUCUCUGGUAUUUAACCACAGGAAUUAUUGAAAAUAAGCUUUAUUACGUCAAGUAAUAAAUACAUACAAAGAGGCAAAGUUGCAAUUUAAAUCCGGG